GCCUCAUCCAGCCUUCGUUCCCUCGUUCCCUCCCCCUCUCUAUCCCGAAUGUCCUCUCGCGCUAUUCGCAAGCUGCAAAAACUGCGCGACCAAGAGUUGCAGCAGGCAGAGCAAGAAGACCAUGACUCCAGCGAAGAUGAGCCGGUAGCACGGCCGUCAAAGCCAAAGUUAAACGCUUUUGAUCUCCUCAACGCGGCCGAGGAUGAAGAAGACGAUGACGAUAGUAACGUCAACGAUGAAGAAAAAGUCUCCGAUGAGGAGAUCCCCGAACCAGUGACUCAGCCGGCGGAACGCGAGCCUGCCCCUACGAAACCUGCCGAUUUGAAGAAAAAGAAAAAGAAGAACAAGAAGAAGGCAUCACCAAAAUCUGCACCAGAUGGACAGACCGGUACCAAGCCAAAGGGCACAGGACUGGAUGACAUUGAUCGCGCAUUGAAGGAAUUGGCAGUUGACCCCAAUCAUUCGACGUCCGCAAAGACUACCGCCGCAUCAACACAGGCCGCACGCGACGCCUCAUUCGCAAAGACACCGGAGGAUCUGCUGGCCAUUGAGCCCAGAGCUCUCAAUGCAAACAAUGAAAUGCGCAAACUGUUCGGGAACGUGGUGUUGGAGAAUUUUGAUCAGCCCCAGGAUUCCGGCCGCAGGAGGGACCGGAACCGGGAACUCGAUCUUGGACAGGCGCUCACGGGAAGAUACAGCCCUGCCAGUCGAGGACAGAGCUUGGCCGGCGUCACACUACGACGAAAUGUUUUGAUGCAGGGCAAAGACGAGUGGCCCCGCGCACCGAGUGGAGGGCUUGGAAUGGAGCUAGCCGAGAAAUUGGAUACGGGGGCUACAGUGUAUCGCAUCGUUCACAAUGCUGCGUAUGAAGAUAUACAGAGGCAGUUUGAUAUUUGUGUGGAGUCGAUGGACCCUCAAAGAAUGAUCUUCCUGUUGCAAUACAACCCAUAUCAUAUCUCAACCCUUCUGCAGGUGUCGGAGAUUGCGAAGCACCAGGGUGAUCAUGCAGUAUCUGCCGACCUUCUUGAGCGAGCUCUUUUCAACAUCGGACGCUCCGCCCACUCAACCUUCAACACCCGCCUCAAGGAAGGCCAGGCAAAGUUGGACUUCUUACAUGGGGAAAACCGUGAGCUAUGGCUGGUUGGUUGGCGCUACAUCGCUAACUUGGGGAUGAAGGGGACCUGGCGGACUGCGUACGAGUGGGCGAAGCUGCUGCUGAGCCUGAACGCCAGCGAUCCUUAUUGCAUCCGGCUUUUGAUCGAUGGGUUGGCUCUUCGUGGCCGAGAGUAUUCUCACUUCGUUGAGCUCUGCACGCAAACGCGAUUGAGCAAGGAUUGGUCAUCGCUGCCAAAUAUCCAAUGCUCCCUGGCGCUGGCCUAUCUCCGACUCAACAAGCCCAAGGAAUGCCGGGAGCAGCUGCGCCGGGCCAUGUCUCGCUACCCCUGGGUGUUCUGCAAGCUGGCUCAGGAGCUGGAUAUUCAGCCCAUGCCCAAACGAAUCUGGGGCAAGAUGCCCCCCACGGAGGCCCAUGAAUUGUUCACGGAACUCUACAUUGCGCGAGCCAAGGAUCUUUGGAACACCCCGGAGGCCGUUUCGCUCAUCGUAGAGGUCGCAGACACCCUGGGCGACGAAGAAGAGCCGGUGGAGCCCCCCGAGAUCACGCUCGACAUUGCUCGCCACGUUGUGGUGUCCGACAUUCCUCGGGUUACGACUCAUCUUCCGGGGCGCUUUGUCUCCGGGCGGAUAUCGGCAUCUGAUCCCCUGCCCCCUUAUGACUCGGAGGCUUUCCGCCAACAGUCCGAUCCCACCCCAUCUUACUUGUCUCAGGUGCCGGAGGUUGGCCGGCCCCAAUGGCUUCGCGAUCUUCUCGAUCAACUCAACAACGGUGCGCUGAACUUUCCCUUCCAACGAGGAGGUGAGGCCGAAGGUGAAGCCGAGGGCGAUGCGCCCGACGGUGCCCCGUUUGUUCCGGACGAAAUUCCCGAACAUCACCCAGUCGCCCAACAUCCGGCGGUCGAUGCGCUGCCGGACUUGGAGCACUGGAUCUUGGGUGACGGCAUGAUCAUUCUAGAAAGCUUCCUGCGCCAGCAUGGAGUGGACCGUGGGAACUGGGGAGACGUGGUGGACUACUCCCCCUUGAACGAGUAUGUGGAUGCCCUGGAUGCUCUCGAGCCCGAUAUGCGCCAGCGGAUGUUCGAGUGCAUCCGCGUGGCCUUGGGUGAGCUGGUGCUGGACAUGCUGCAGGAGGAGCUCCAGCAGCUGCAGUAUGACGAGGAGGACGAGGAAUGAUUCUACGGAGUAGCUCUGAAUACCCUGCUCAGCGAUGAUGUACAAAAUACUGUGAUUCGCCCUCCUGUCCAAAAUAAAGGGGGUUCUUAUGAAUACCACGAGAUCUG
Aspergillus steynii IBT 23096 is the source of this 2396-nucleotide messenger RNA. Its product is annotated as transcriptional repressor TCF25 family protein. Gene Ontology annotation, cellular component: RQC complex. Gene Ontology annotation, molecular function: protein binding. The record is from RefSeq and is a predicted model, not a curated record. The coding region runs from base 49 to 2289 and encodes 746 amino acids. The transcript has a single exon. NCBI's taxonomy places the organism in Eukaryota, Fungi, Ascomycota, Eurotiomycetes, Eurotiales, Aspergillaceae. Gene Ontology annotation, biological process: rescue of stalled cytosolic ribosome; ribosome-associated ubiquitin-dependent protein catabolic process.